UAUUCUCUCCAACGCAGUUGCUCCUCCCGCUGCUGCCUUUGCGCUCCCGCCUCUGCUAGGAGCAAGCAGGCAGGCCCUGCUGCCGCUCCUGCAGUGCGGACUCCAGGGGCUCCGGAGGACAGCGCCGGCUGGUGGGCAGAAGGGUUGUGGCUGUCAGGGGUUGCAUUGCCCCUCCAUCAUCAUCCUCUGCCUUCUUCUGAACCCGAUUUGGGAUUUCUACUCUGGGAGAAUUCUGCACACUUCCCACCAUGAUCCUGGAGUGCUUGGGAGGGCCUGGCGCCCCGCAGGCCUUGACUGGCUGAACUUUGAGAGCACCGGCUGCUGUCUGCUGGCCCAGGGGACCCAGCAUGGAGGGAAUAGCCCCGAAGAGGCCUAAGGGCGCUCCAUAAGGACCCCCACACCAGGAAGUGGGCUGGAGCUACACCAUGCCUCCACUGCCGCUGGAGCGCGGCCCCCGGCAGCAGCCCGGCGCCUCCCUGCUGGUUCGGUACUUCAUGAUUCCCUGCAACAUCUGCCUGAUCCUGUUGGCUACCUCCACACUGGGCUUUGCUGUGCUGCUCUUUCUCAGCAACUACAAACCUGGAACCUACUUCACACCAGCACCUCCGACGCCCCCUGAUGUGUGCAGAGGAAUGUUGUGUGGCUUUGGUGCUGUGUGUGAGCCCAGUGCUGAGGACCCAGGCCAGGCAUCCUGUGUGUGCAAGAAAAGUGCGUGCCCUGCUCUGGUGGCUCCAGUGUGUGGGUCAGAUGCCUCCACCUACAGCAACGAGUGCGAGCUGCAGAGGGCGCAGUGCAGCCAACAGCGGCGCAUCCGUCUGAUCCGUCGGGGGCCGUGUGGGUCCCGAGAUCCUUGUGACAAUGUGACCUGCAGCUUCGGCAGCACCUGUGUGCGCUCAGCUGAUGGUCAGACUGCCUCAUGCUUGUGUCCUACAAAUUGUCCCGGGACCCCAGAGGGUACUGUGUGUGGCAGUGAUGGUGUUGACUAUCCCAGUGAAUGCCAGCUGCUUCAUCAUGCCUGUGCCCACCAGAAACACAUCUUCAGGAAGUUUGAUGGCCCUUGUGACCCUUGCCAGGGUGCCCUCUCAGACCUGAACCAUAUCUGCCGUGUGAACCCACGUACACGUAGUCCAGAGAUGCUCCUGCGGCCAGAGAACUGCCCUUCCCGGCAUGCUCCUGUGUGUGGUGAUGAUGGUGUCACCUAUGAAAAUGACUGCAUCAUGGGCCGUACUGGGGCCGCACGUGGUCUACUUAUCCAGAAAGUGCGUUCCGGCCAGUGCCAGGCUCGAGACCAGUGCCCAGAAGUCUGCCGGUUCAAUUCUGUGUGCCUGUCCCGCCGUGGCCGUCCCCACUGCUCCUGUGACCGUGUCACCUGUGACGGAGCUUACAGGCCUGUGUGCGCCCAGGGUGGGCACACAUAUGAUAAUGACUGUUGGCGCCAGCAGGCUGAAUGUCGGCAGCAACGUGCCAUACCCCCCAAGCACCAGGGCCCGUGUGAUCAGGCCCCAUCUCCAUGCCUUGGGGUGCAGUGUGCAUUUGGGGCAGUGUGCACCGUGAAGAAUGGGAAAGCCGUGUGUGAGUGCCAGCAGGUGUGCUCAGGUGUCUACGAUCCUGUGUGUGGCAGUGAUGACAUCACGUAUGGCAGUGUGUGCGAACUGGAAUCCAUGGCCUGUGCUCUUGGGCGAGAGAUCCAGGUGGCCCGCAGAGGACCCUGUGACCGAUGUGGAGAGUGCCGCUUUGGAGCGCUGUGUGAGGUGGAGACCGGGCGCUGCGUCUGCCCUUCUGAAUGUGUGGCCUUAAACCAGCCUGUGUGUGGUUCUGAUGGGCACACCUAUGCCAGCGAGUGUGAGCUGCAUGUCCACGCCUGCACACACCAGAUCAAUCUGCAUGUGGCCUCGGCUGGACACUGCCAGACCUGUGGAAACACAAUGUGUGCCUUCGGUGCUGUAUGCUCAUCUGGACAGUGUGUAUGCCCUCGGUGCGAGCGUCCUCCACCCGGCCCUGUGUGCGGCAGCGACGGUGUCACCUACCGCAGUGCCUGUGAGCUGCGGGAAGCUGCCUGCCAACUGCAGAUGCAAAUUGAGGAGGCCAGGGCAGGGCCCUGUGAGCAGGCGGAGUGUGGCUCGGGAGGCUCUGGCUCUGGCGAGGACAGCGAGUGUGAGCAGGAACUCUGCCGGCAGCGUGGUGGCGUCUGGGACGAAGACUCGGAAGAUGGACCGUGUGUCUGUGACUUUAGCUGCCAGAGUGUCCCAAGGAGCCCGGUGUGCGGCUCAGAUGGGGUCACCUAUGGCACCGAGUGUGACCUGAAGAAGGCCAGGUGUGAAUCACAACGAGAACUCUACGUUGCUGCUCAGGGAGCCUGCCGCGGCCCUACCUUGGCUCCACUGCUGCCCGUGGUCCUCCCACACUGUGCCGAAACCCCCUAUGGUUGCUGCCAGGACAAUGUCACUGCUGCCCAGGGUGUGGGCCUAGCUGGCUGUCCCAACACCUGCCAGUGCAACCCUCAUGGCUCCUACAGUGGCACCUGUGACCCAGCCACAAGCCAGUGCUCCUGUCGACCAGGUGUGGGAGGCCUCAAGUGUGACCGCUGUGAGCCUGGCUUCUGGAACUUUCGAGGCAUUGUCACUGAUGGCCGAAGUGGCUGCACUCCCUGCAGCUGUGACCCCCAGGGUGCUGUGAGGGAUGACUGUGAGCAGAUGACUGGACUGUGUUCCUGUAGGCCUGGAGUGGCUGGUCCCAAGUGCGGGCAGUGUCCAGAUGGUCAAACGCUGGGCCCUGCUGGCUGUGAAGCAGAUUCCUUGACACCUGUGACCUGUGUGGAGAUGCACUGUGAGUUUGGCGCCUCCUGUGUGGAGGAGGCUGGUUUUGCCCACUGUGUCUGCCCAGCUCUCUCAUGUGCAGAGGCCAAUGCCACUAAGGUCUGUGGAUCAGAUGGCAUCACGUAUGGCAAUGAGUGCCAGCUGAAGACCAUUGCCUGCCGCCAGGGCCUGGACAUCUCUAUUCAGAGUCUCGGCCCAUGCCAGGAGGCUGUUGCUCCCAGAGCUUCUCCACCAUCUGCAUCUGCGACCACCCCAGAGCAGCUCCUGAGCAAAGCACUGCCCCCCUCCCCCAGCGCCCUCCCCCUGGCUCCCAGCAGCACCUCCCGUAGCAGACCCACCCCUCUACCUACAUCACGACCCCGGACCACAGCCAGCGUCCCCAGGACCACCGCCUGGCCUGUGUUGACUGUGCCCCCCACAGCACCCUCUGCUGUAACCAGCCUCGCUACGUCAGUCUUCAGCGAAUCUGGCAGCGCCGAUGGGAGUGGCGAUGAGGAGCUGAGCGGGGACCAGGAGGCCAGUGGGGGCGGGUCUGGGGGACUCAAGACCCCCACGGGCAGCAGUGUGGUGACCCAUGGGCCACCCAUAGAGAGGGCUUCCUGCUACAACUCACCUUUGGGCUGCUGCUCGGAUGGCAAGACACCCUCACUGGACUCAGAGGGCUCCAACUGUCCUGCUACCAAGGCGUUCCAGGGUGUACUGGAGCUCGAGGGCGUUGAGGGGCAGGAGCUGUUCUACACUCCUGAGAUGGCUGACCCCAAGUCAGAGCUGUUUGGGGAAACAGCAAGGAGCAUUGAGAGUGCACUGGAUGACCUGUUCCGGAAUUCAGAUGUCAAGAAGGACUUCCGUAGUGUCCACCUGCGGGACCUGGGGCCUGGCAGAUCAGUCCGAGCCAUUGUGGAUGUACACUUUGACCCCACUACAGCCUUCAAGGCACCCGACGUGGGCCGGGCCCUGCUAAGGCAGAUCCAGGCAUCCAGGCGCCGGUCCUUGGUGGUGAGGAGGCCACUGCAGGAACAUGUGCGAUUCAUGGACUUCGACUGGUUUCCAGCUUUCUUCACGGGAGCUGCGACAGGAGCCACAGCUGCUGUGGCUACAGCCAGAGCCACCACUGUGGGCCGACUGCCCUCCUCUCCGCGGGUCUACCCCAGUCACACCAGCCGGGCCACUGGGAGGACCACAGCACCUCCCACUACACGUCGGCCGCUCACCACUGCCCCCAGCCGUGACUGGCCUCACCUCCCAGGCCCUCACAAGCCCCCAAAGUCCUGUGAUUCCCAGCCCUGCCUGCACGGGGGCACCUGCCAGGACCUGGACUCUGGUUUCACCUGCAGCUGUACCGCAGGCAGGGGCGGCACCAUCUGUGAGGAGGUGCUGCCGCCCUCUGUGCCAGCUUUCGAGGGCCACUCCUUCCUGGCCUUCCCCACCCUCCGCGCCUACCAUACGCUGCGUCUGGCCCUGGAGUUCCGAACGCUGGAGCCUCAGGGGCUGCUACUUUACAACGGCAAUGCACGUGGCAAAGACUUCCUGGCACUGGCUCUGCUGGGUGGGCAUGUGCAACUCAGGUUUGACACAGGCUCAGGGCCAGCAGUGCUAACCAGCUCAGUGCUAGUGGAGCCAGGCCGGUGGCACCGCCUAGAACUUUCGCGACAUUGGCGCCAGGGUACACUCUCUGUGGAUGGCGAGACCCCUGUUGUGGGUGAGAGCCCCAGUGGCACUGAUGGCCUCAACCUGGACACGGAUCUCUUUGUGGGUGGCGUCCCAGAGGACCAGGCUGCUGUGGUGCUUGAGCGGACCUCUGUGGGCGUUGGUUUGAGGGGUUGCAUUCGUCUGCUGGAUGUCAACAACCAGCAGCUGGAGCUUGGCAGCUGGCAGAGGACGGCAACCCAAAGCUCUGGAGUAGGAGAAUGUGGAGACCACCCCUGUCUGCCCAGCCCCUGUCGUGGAGGGGCCCUGUGCCAGGUGCUGGAUGCUGGCAUGUUCCACUGUCAGUGCCCACCUGGUCGCUUUGGCCCAACCUGUGCAGAUGAGAAGAGCCCCUGCCAGCCGAACCCCUGUCAUGGGGCAGCCCCCUGCCUUGUGCUGCCUGGUGGUGGGGUCAAGUGUGAGUGCCCCCUGGGACGUAGGGGUGCAUUCUGCCAGACAGUCAUGGAGACAGAUGCUGGCUCCCGGCCCUUCCUGGCUGACUUCAGCGGCUUUUCCUACCUGGAGCUGAAAGGCCUGCACACCUUUGAGCGAGACCUGGGGGAGAAGAUGGCCCUGCAGAUGGUAUUCUUGGCCCGAAGCCCCAGUGGCUUGCUCCUCUACAAUGGGCAAAAGACAGAUGGCAAGGGGGACUUUGUUUCACUGGCCUUGCAUGACCGGCACCUGGAAUUCCGCUACGAUCUUGGCAAGGGUGCUGCAGUCAUCAGGAGCAAGGAGCCUAUAGACUUGGGCACCUGGAUCAGAGUCUCCCUGGAACGAAAUGGCCGCAAGGGUGCUCUUCGCGUUGGCGAUGGGCCCCGCAUGCUGGGGGAGUCCCCGAAAUCCCGCAAGGUGCCACACACUAUGCUCAACCUCAAGGAGCCCCUCUAUAUUGGGGGGGCCCCUGACUUCAGCAAGCUGGCCCGGGCAGCCGCAGUAUCCUCUGGCUUUGAUGGUGCCAUUCAGCAGGUGUCUCUAAGAGGCCGCCAGCUGCUGACCCGGGAGCAUGUGCUACAGGCAGUAGACGUCUCACCUUUUACAGACCACCCUUGUACCCAGGCCUCGGGCCAUCCCUGCCUCAAUGGGGCCACAUGUCUCCCAAGGGAAGCUACCUACGAGUGUCUGUGUCCUGGCGGCUUCUCUGGACUGCACUGCGAGAAGGGACUGGUUGAGAAGUCAGCAGGGGACCUAGAAACACUGGCCUUUGAUGGGCGGACCUACAUCGAAUACCUCAAUGCCGUGACCGAGAGCGAGCUGACCAAUGAGAUCCCAGCCCCCGAAACUCUGGAUUCCGGGGCCCAUUUCAGUGAGAAGGCACUGCAGAGCAACCACUUUGAGUUGAGCCUGCGCACUGAGGCCACACAGGGACUGGUGCUGUGGAGCGGCAAGGCCACAGAGCGUGCAGACUACGUGGCCCUAGCCAUUGUAGAUGGACGCCUGCAGCUGAGCUAUGACCUGGGUUCCCAGCCAGUUGUGCUGCGCUCCACUGUGAGGGUCAACACCAACCGCUGGCUGCGGGUCCGGGCUCACAGGGAGCAGAGGGAAGGUUCCCUGCAAGUGGGCAAUGAGGCUCCUGUGACUGGUUCCUCUCCACUGGGAGCCACACAGUUGGACACAGAUGGAACCCUAUGGCUCGGGGGCCUGCAGAAGCUGCCUGUGGGCCAGGCCCUACCCAAGGCCUAUGGCACGGGAUUUGUGGGCUGCUUGCGAGAUGUGGUGGUGGGCCGCCGACGGCUGCAUCUACUGGAGGAUGCUGUCACCAAGCCAGAGCUAAGGCCCUGCCCUUCUCCCUGAGCUGCCACCAGAGUCCUCACCUUCCUGUUGUAAUUAUUUUCUAUUUUUGUAAACUUGUUGCUUUUUGAUAUGAUUUUCUUGCCUGUGUGUUGGCCAGAGGGACUGCUGGCCUGGCCUCCCUUCCGUCCAGGCAGCUAUGCUACAGAGACAAACUGGUGCCAAGGGACUCUUAAGGGGUAAUGUGGCAGCCUGGAGCCCUGGGCUCUGAAGGCAGUCUCAGGACACACCCCUCUGCCUAAGGAUGCCACAUCACAGCCCCUUGCACUGUGCAGUCCUGCCUGUCCACCUGUUUUCGUCCUUUGUGUCCCCUGGCCCUUUGGCAGGCCCUGCUUCCCCAGGUCACUGUGCUCUAUUGGAUAGGGCUGCUGGGUUUUGAUGGGGCCCUUCAAGCAAGCCCCAGAGGGCCUUUGUAGGUUCCCAUUUAAGCUGCUCUUCCCUCAUGUGCUGUGGGCUAGCCUCAUCCUAGGCUAGCCUGAACCCCUGAUAUUCCCUGUGCCAAUACUGUGACUUAGAAACAAUGUUACUAUUGGAGCUGUACUCCACUUCCCCCAAUGUAUCUGCCAGUCCCAAACGGCUGGCUAGUGGACAGAAGCCAGGUCCUGUCUAGGUUGAUCUGAUUGGCACUCUGUUGGCCCUGCCCAGUUCCCCUGGACAGAGCCAUCCCCCUUUGCCACUCCAGGUCACUAAGAGGGAGUGGGCCACUGUGUGAUGUGGCUGACCUCCAUUGCUUGCCUGUCUGAGCAGCCUUCCUUCAAAGGAUGCGUGUUCAGGCCUGACUCCCAGUUCUUUAAGCAUUGAUUUUAUUUGAUGUCUGAUGUGUGGACUUUUUGUUCCUGUCCUGGCCCCAGAGCAGCUUAAGGCUGCCUCACAGUAGCCCUCCACUGGGCCAGUGUGAAGAGUGGUCAGACUUGCCUGAGUGACCAGGGAUGGGUCCAGUGUCUGGCCAAAGGAAGGUGCAGAAGAGGCAAAAAUGGCUGUGGAGCCAGAUCUGCCUUAAACUGCAAUGUCUGCUGUCCGUACCCCCACUCCUUGCCCUCAGUGUCCAGCAUAAGUUAUCUUGGGAGCAAGAUCAAAUAAAGCUGGGGGGAGGGGCAGCCUGACCUUUGCCUUGCUGGGGUGGGCCUAGGCUGGAGGGAGCUGCAUGGUGUCAUGUUACUAACUCCAGUAUAUGUCCAUGUCAAACACGGUGAAAUAAAACCGGAAAACUUGAA
Jaculus jaculus (lesser Egyptian jerboa) is the source of this 7504-nucleotide messenger RNA. RefSeq names its product agrin (gene Agrn). Gene Ontology annotation, molecular function: protein binding; calcium ion binding. The transcript has 38 exons. The record is from RefSeq and is a predicted model, not a curated record. The coding region runs from base 426 to 6293 and encodes 1955 amino acids. Lineage: Eukaryota; Metazoa; Chordata; Mammalia; Rodentia; Dipodidae.